Molecule: messenger RNA, 1971 nt
Organism: Melanotaenia boesemani (Boeseman's rainbowfish)
Lineage: Eukaryota; Metazoa; Chordata; Actinopteri; Atheriniformes; Melanotaeniidae
Gene: thoc7
Product: THO complex 7
Exons: 8
Coding region: 72-683 (203 amino acids)
Biological process (GO): mRNA processing; mRNA export from nucleus
Cellular component (GO): THO complex part of transcription export complex
Source: RefSeq, a predicted model, not a curated record
UGCUCUAACUAGAAAGAAGAAGAAGAAGAAGCAGAAGAAGCAGAAGAAGAAGAAACACUAAAGUAGAGAACAUGGGAGCCGUUACAGAUGAUGAAGUCAUACGAAAACGUCUUCUUAUUGACGGCGACGGAGCUGGAGAUGACCGCCGAGUCAAUCUACUACUGAAAAGUUUCACGAAAUGGUGCAAUGCGCCAGGGACCGCAGAGGAAGGAUUUACACAGUACCAGAGGAUGUUGAGCUCUCUGGCUCAGUGCGAGUUUUCCAUGGAGAAGACAUCUAUGGUUUACGACAUGAAUCUUCGGGAAAUGGAGAAUUACGAGAAGAUUUACACAAACAUAGAACAAAACAUCAUGUCCGCACAUGAGAAGAUUGCAGAAUGCAAAAAAGAAAUUCAGAAGGCAAAGAGGAUACGAAAAAAUCGUCAAGAAUAUGACGCCUUAGCAAAGGUAAUCCAACAGCAUCCAGACAGGCAUGAAACACUCAAACAGUUGGAGGCUCUUGACAAAGAACUUCAGCAACUGUCGCACAUCAAGGAGAAUGUGGAUGCAAAGUUGGAGUUAAGGAAGAAGCAGUUUCACGUGCUUCUUACAACCAUUCAGGAACUUCAGCAGACACUUGAACAUGAUGAGAAAUCAGAGCAUGAUGACCACAGUCAGGGGAGCCCAGUAGAGAACAGCGAGUGAAGACAGUCUGACUUCACAGAUUAAGCUUUUAAAUGAAUUUGGGUUAAAUCUUUUUUUUUUUGUAUGUGUUGUUUUGAAUAAAGUUGAAUUGUUAAUGAUAGUCCAUUUAACACUUAUCUUUUACUUUUAUUAUAUAUAAAAAAAGUUGUGGUGAAAAAAGAGGGUAGAUAAAUAGGAAUCAGUUAAACCAAUAACAAAGAAAAUCACUGUGUAAUAGCAACUACAUGCAGCACUGGAAGUAACAGGUGACCUGCUUUACUUUAAUUACUUCAAGUGAAAGCCCACAUGUGUCCAGUGAUGUAAAAACAAGAAGCAAGGUAAUGCUCAAUAUAUGUAUUUACUGUUAUAACUUGGAACUUUUAUUAACUUUUCCACAAUGCAGCACUAAAGUACAUUUAUUUUUGUUGAUACUUGAAAUCUUCCACAUUCAGCAAGAAUCCAGUGGCUGUGAGACAUUUGACAUUUCAGAAUCAGAACUACUUUAUUAAUCCCAGAGAGAAACUGCUGCAGUUCAGCGUUAUUUGCAUUAAUAAAAAUUGGGAAAAGUGUAUUUUUGGAAGUGUCAACACUCACAUUUACUAACAGAUUAUUAUUGUAUUAUAUUUCAGAAAUGGGUCUUGGUAAAAUUUAAACAGAAAAGUAAAAAAAAAAAAAAAACCACUAGAUAAUGGAAUGAGAUAAAUCAUAAGAUCAAAUUGGAACGCUCAAAUCAGCAGACAAACGUCCUUAUUUAAACAUUGAAAUAAUAAAGAAAUUAAAUUUGAAUAAAUUAAAAAAAAAUUGGUUUAUACAUUUUGACAAUGGCAAUGAUGUUAUUUUUUAUUUUUUGAAUUUGCUACACAUUUCUUAGAUUCAUGUGAUUUACUCAAAACAGAAAUAUAGACUGAUUUAAACAGUCCUGGAAUAGACCUGUGCUGCAUUGCACAAAAUAUGCAAUUGCAAAGAGUGCCUUGUACUACGCUACAACGAUUCCCAUGGGUUAAAACACAAAAACACAUUUGGAUUUGGACUUUGGAUUUUUAUUUAGAUUUACUUUAGCUGUAACGACUAUCAGCUAUAAACAGCAUAUAACAUUCCUACAGUUACAAUCACUGUUUUUAUUUAUUUAUUCAAAUGAUGGUGCAACAGGUUUGUGGUGGCACACCAGAACUUGUAGAACUUCACCAGGUAUGCACAGGCCUGAAUGGGGUGCUUGAAGCAACUCUGCCCUCUUGUGGCCAAUUUCAAAAGUUUCCCUCAGCAAAAACUCAGAAUUCUCCUUGUCCUGAAGCAUCUCUUGCAAAAAGAU